AUGAAUGCUGAAGUUCAGUUAGUGUUAAAACACAGGAGGAAUGUUUUCCCUCCUAUAGAUUCACAACCAGAACACAAAUCCAAAGAGGAAAAAUAUGAGAAUGCGGGGGAACCGUCAGGGAAGGAUGGUGUGCGAAAAAGUGAAAAGAAACUUGUUACUGUUAUCACUCCAGACACAUGGAAAGAUGGUGCAAGGAAUACCACAGAAAGUGGUGGAAGAAAGUUGAAUGAAAAUAAAGCUUUGACUUCAAAAAAAGCAAGAUUUGAUCCAUAUGGAAAGAAUAAGUUCUCCACUUGCAGAAUUUGUAAAAGUUCCGUGCACCAACCGGGUUCUCAUUACUGCCAGGGCUGUGCCUACAAAAAGGGCAUCUGUGCAAUGCGUGGAAAAAAGGUUUUGGACACCAAAAUCUACAAGCAAACAUCUGUGUAGAUAUAUUGAUGACGUUUCUGGCUUUCUACAUGAUUUUACAUUUUGCUUUGAAUUUUCAAGACAUAACAUAGGUGUUCAAGUUACAAAAUAACACAUUUUAAGACAAUAUCAAACCGAGGAAGUUGGUUGGUAUUCAUUUUUUUGCUCUUAAGCAGUUCUAAAAAAAAAGUUCUAAACAACAAUGGAAUAGUUUCCUGCCAUAGUUCUUUUCCUCACAAACAUCCUACUGAACUAGAGUAACUGGCAAAUUUAAUGAAAAAUAUUUUCCUGUUUCUGUAGAUGCUUUUUAUUUAUCAUUGUUCAUAUAAUUCUUAUCCUCAUCACUCUGCUUCACAGGGCAUUGAAAUAUGUGAGACCAUUAUAGCUGAAUAGUUCCUUAGUCAUUAGCCCAGACCCAAAUCGCAGUUGUAUUUAUGAUACCUUUUAUUCGUUCUUGAAGCCAAAGUGCCAGUACCUUUUGUCUGAGAAUGAGAACACAAGGGUCACCCCAUGUGUGUCCAAAUGAAUACACUGAAUUUCAAAAAAAUAUAUUUUAUGUACAUUACCUUGAACUCAAACUGUCAUGAAAGCUAAAACAGUGCUCAUCCAUGGGAAUGUAUAAUGAAUGAGUUACCACUCUUGAGAAAAGUUCCUUGAAGCAAAAAACAAACUU
Molecule: messenger RNA, 1081 nt
Organism: Nyctereutes procyonoides (raccoon dog)
Lineage: Eukaryota; Metazoa; Chordata; Mammalia; Carnivora; Canidae
Product: cysteine-rich PDZ-binding protein-like
Exons: 2
Coding region: 1-429 (142 amino acids)
Biological process (GO): cytoplasmic microtubule organization
Cellular component (GO): dendrite
Molecular function (GO): microtubule binding; PDZ domain binding
Source: RefSeq, a predicted model, not a curated record